AUGGCUCAAAGAUUUGGUAAUUUCGAUAUUCAUUAUAAUAAAGAUGUUGAUGAAGUAGAUGAAGAUGGUGUUUUAAUCAUUAGUGAGAAGAAUAGAAAACAAGCUAAAUAUCCUGACUUUUUACCAACAUGGGAUCCAAGACAAAAGUAUCCUCCAUUGAAAUUUGAAAAACAUAUUGAUCCUGCAACUAGAGCUGAUCCAAAUUUCCCAAACUUAUUACCAAAAGAUGGUUCUCAAACUGUUAAAAGAAUCACACCUAAAUUUGGCACAGAAAUUGAUGGUAUUCAAAUAUCACAAUUAAAUGAUGCUGGUAAAGAUGAAUUAGCCUUGUUAUUAGCUCAAAGAAAAGUUUUGGUAUUUAAUGAUCAAGAUUUUGCAAGUAAAGGUCCAGGAUUUGCAGUUAAUUUUGGUAAAUAUUUUGGAAAUUUACAUAUUCAUCCAAGUAGUGGUUCACCAAAGGGAUAUCCUGAAUUACAUAUCACCUAUAGAAGACCAGAAAAGGGACAAGUCAAUGAUAUAUUUUUAGAUCGUACUACACAAACAAGCUUUCAUUCUGAUGUUACAUAUGAAAUUACACCUAGUAAAUUUACUGUUUUCCAAGUUUUAGAAAGUGGUGAUGGUGGAGAUACUGUGUUUGCAGAUACAGCCGAAGCUUAUAGAAGAUUAUCCCCAGCUAUGCAAAAAAGAUUAGAAGGUUUACAUGUUUUACACACUAGUCAAGAUCAAGCUGCUAACGCUACUUAUAACGGAGGAGUUGAAAGAAGAAAAGCUGUUUCCAAUAUUCAUCCUUUAAUUAGAUUGGAUCCUGUUACUAAAGAGAAAUCAAUCUAUGUGAAUAGAGCAUUUGGUAGAAGAAUCGUUGAAUUGAAGAAAGAAGAAAGUGAUUACUUAUUGGAUUUCUUGUACAACUUAAUUGAAAGAAGUCAUGAUUUACAAUUAAGACUUAACUGGGAAAGAGGAUCUAGGAAUAAGCUAAUUUUUUUCCAAAACAACAGUGUUUCACAUUCAGCAAAUUUUGACACUGAUGACGGUGUUGUGAGGCACGCUUUCCGUAUUAGCUGCUUGGGUGAGAGGCCUAUUGCUGAUCUAGAGGACUUGAACAAAGAAGAAUAUACUCCUGGUGAUUUAGAACAAGCUUUGAAUCAUAUUAAACCAAUUUAA
Messenger RNA from Lodderomyces pseudojiufengensis, 1161 nucleotides. RefSeq names its product sulfonate dioxygenase. Gene Ontology annotation, biological process: sulfur compound catabolic process. The coding region runs from base 1 to 1161 and encodes 386 amino acids. Lineage: Eukaryota; Fungi; Ascomycota; Pichiomycetes; Serinales; Debaryomycetaceae. Gene Ontology annotation, molecular function: sulfonate dioxygenase activity. Gene Ontology annotation, cellular component: cytoplasm. The record is from RefSeq and is a predicted model, not a curated record. The transcript has a single exon.